Molecule: messenger RNA, 1521 nt
Organism: Bombina bombina (fire-bellied toad)
Lineage: Eukaryota; Metazoa; Chordata; Amphibia; Anura; Bombinatoridae
Product: oocyte zinc finger protein XlCOF6.1-like
Exons: 6
Coding region: 1-1290 (429 amino acids)
Biological process (GO): regulation of cytokine production; regulation of immune system process; negative regulation of transcription by RNA polymerase II
Source: RefSeq, a predicted model, not a curated record
AUGCAGAACACAGGGACGCAGGUGAGUGUGUGUGUGUCUGAUAUUACAACUUCAUUGUGCAGUGCUACAAAACUACAAUGUGACCACAUUUAUGUGAUCUAUGCAGGUGAUUUUAAGACUGAAGUCGCACUUAAUGCUGAACAAACAAAUUAUCUGUAUGUAAAGAGUCAGCGGGAAGCUGUGCAGCAGGAAAUCUGUGAAAAUAUCAGUACAGGUGAUGUUAAGACUGAAGUUACACUUAAUGCUGAACAGACUAAUGAUCUGUAUGUAAAUAGUCAGCGGGAAGCUGUGAAGCAGGAAAUCAGUGACAAUAUCCGUACAGGUGAUCUUAAAACUGAAGUCACACUUAAUGCUGAACAAAAAAAUGAUCUGUAUGUACAGAGUCAGCUGGUAGCUGUGAAGCAGGAAAUCUGUGACAAUAUCAGUUCAGGUUAUGUGAAGACUGAAGUUACACUUAAUGCUGAACAAACAAAAUACCUGUAUUUAAAGAGUCAGCAGGAAAUCAGUGACAAUAUCAGUACAGGUAGUUUCACAAACUCCAGUAAGCCUAGUCAUGGUCAAAGUGCAGAUGCUUCUUGUGAUCUUCUUCAAAAAAGUUACGUAGAAAAUUUAUGUACUGAAUGUGGGAAUUGUUUUACCAAGAAAUUACAACUUACUGAACAUAAAAUGCAUAUAGGAAAGAAAUCCUUUUCAUGUUCUGAUUGUGGGAAAUGUUUUAACUGGAAAUCAAAUCUUACUGAACAUAUAAAGAUUCAUACAGGUGAUAAAUCAUUUUUAUGUUCUGACUGUGGGGAAUGUUUUACUUUGAAAUCAUCUCUUAUUACACAUCAGCAAAUUCAUACAGGAGAGGAAGCAUUUUUGUGUUCUGAAUGUGGGAAAUGUUUUGCUCUGAAAAAAUCUCUAAAUAAUCAUCAGAAAAUUCAUACAAGAGGUAAAGCAUUUUUGUGUUCUGUAUGUGGGAAAUCUUUUAACUGGAAAUCAAAUCUCAUUGACCAUGUGAAAAUUCAUACAGGUGAUAAACCAUUUUCAUGUUCUGUAUGUGGGAAAUCUUUUACUCAGAAAUCACAUCUCAUUACUCAUCAGAAAAUCCAUACAGGAGAGAAAGCAUUUUUAUGUUCUGAAUGUGGAAAAUGUUUUGCUCUGAAAACAACUCUUAAUAAUCAUCAGAAAACUCAUACAGGAGAGAAAGCAUUUACAUGUUCUGACUGUGGGAAAUCUUUUACCCUAAAGGGAAAUCUUCUUACACAUCAGAAAAUUCAUAUUAAAGGACAUUGGGGGAAUCUAAGCUGAACCUCUUAAAUGCAGAGUGCAACGCAUAGUUGUCAUCAGCAUAAUGUCUAAAGUGCUGAUGAUGACUACAUGUUGUCCUCUGGGGUGCACACUUUCAGAGCUUUUUGAGGCACCGUUUGUACCUAAAGCAGUUAUGAGAUGGCCCAGUGUGUUUGUCAUCCCAUAAUGUCUGAGGUUAUAGGUUUGAAUAACCAAGUAAUCACCUAGCAUAAAUAAAAACAGAAUUUAUGC